GCCUGAUGCAGAAAAGAGGCCGCCCACUAGGAAUACAAGCCGUCAAGCAUCAUCUUCUAUAGUACAUUUUUACCAUAUCCGAGUAACACACUUGAAGCUGAAAUCGAUCGAAGGGAGAAGAUGGCAGAAGGCAAUGGAAAAAAAGCAGUUGUGGUUAUGUUGUUUUGGGGAGGGGAGAUGAUAAAAAGGGGAGAUCUCGGGUCCGUGGAUUAUUCGGAUCCGCCUAAAACGAUGCGUUUCCUGAGUCGCAACUGGUGGCAGAAGUGCAUUCGGCGAUGAACACCACUGCCGAGGAAACGAGUUUGGAUCUGUUCGGAAAGUACCCGACCCAGAUAGACGGAGAGAAAGUCGUGUUCGUCUCUGUUCCGCUAACGGACAACGAUUCGUGGCGGCGGUUUUUGCAAGCGAUGGAUCUAUCCCAUCCCGUUCAUGUUUAUGUCAUUGCCUCCAGAAAGGAUCCAGCCGGCGUGCGGAAGAGGAAAGCCAGAGUGGGGAUUUAUCCGCUAACGCGGGUCCUUGUGAAGACUUUGUCGGGGAAGACCUUUGUCAUCGAGCAGAACGGUGUUUUAAAAGGAACGAAUACAUGAUUCGGAAGGCAUUCCGCCUGACAAGCAGCGUCUCCUCUUCGGGGGAAAGCUACUGGAGGACGGUGAUAUGCUUAGGAACUACUACAUCCAACAGGAUUCCACUAUGCAUCUCAUCCAACCCCGAUGCGGUUGUUAGUUGCCUUUUUUAAGCCAUUCAACCAUUCCCCAGAUGGAGGGGUAUUUGGGUUCAGGUCUUUUCCCUUCUUGCUUUAUCGAUUUGAAUGCUUGAGUGAUGUAUGCUGCAAUGGUUUUUUGCUCAAAAUUUUGGAUAUUGGAAUUCAGCUGGCUGCCUCACCCAAGGGGUCUGUUUGGUUUGGGUUAUCUCACACAGAGGACGCAAUGUAUUGUCUGGAACUUUACUUGAUCAUGUUUGGUUCACGGUUUUGAGAAAAAAAUCAGGAAAGUUAUAUUCCCGCGAAUGUAAUAUGUAGGGGAUGUUAUACCCGUUCAUGCCUUAUUUAUUAGACAUUCUCGAGGAUGAUCUAAUUUUCUUCCGAAAAUAUCCUAAUUAAUUAUCGCUUUUCAUUUAA
Molecule: messenger RNA, 1117 nt
Organism: Cuscuta europaea
Lineage: Eukaryota; Viridiplantae; Streptophyta; Magnoliopsida; Solanales; Convolvulaceae
Source: the annotation of a GenBank genome assembly